AUGUGUCGUUCACUUGAAGAGUAUCGGGGCCAGAAUUGCUCGCUGCGGCUGGUACACGUGGGCAAGGCCGAGGUGUUGCAGUCGGUGACCAGCGCCGGAACCCUGGCCACGGAGCAUCAUUCAAUGGAUCGGCGCCUUCACAAUGUGGUUCGGAGCGAUGUAGUGGUAGCCGGGCAGCGGCAGGCCGGCCGUCUCCAUCGUGAUUCUGAAACGUCCAAGCGCACG
Messenger RNA from Iphiclides podalirius (scarce swallowtail), 225 nucleotides. Lineage: Eukaryota; Metazoa; Arthropoda; Insecta; Lepidoptera; Papilionidae. The record is from the annotation of a GenBank genome assembly.